AUGGGCUUCCUUCUUCUCAGCGAACUUAUAGUUUUUAAUCAGCAUAGAGACAUAGUAAUGGAGAGACCAAUUUUCAUAGGAGCAAAGUUCGAAAUAUUUGAUAUAUGGAAUAUUUAUACAUACGAACAAGUUUACUUGGAUAUCAAAGGCAGUAUUAGAUAUAGCAGUCAUAUUGAAAAAGUUCGCAAAAAUUUCAGUGUG
Messenger RNA from Funneliformis geosporum, 201 nucleotides. The record is from the annotation of a GenBank genome assembly. NCBI's taxonomy places the organism in Eukaryota, Fungi, Glomeromycota, Glomeromycetes, Glomerales, Glomeraceae.